This is a messenger RNA of Bactrocera dorsalis (oriental fruit fly), 6790 nucleotides long. It is a transcript of the gene ewg, whose product is annotated as DNA-binding protein Ewg. The coding region runs from base 2261 to 4798 and encodes 845 amino acids. Gene Ontology annotation, biological process: regulation of transcription by RNA polymerase II. Gene Ontology annotation, cellular component: nucleus. NCBI's taxonomy places the organism in Eukaryota, Metazoa, Arthropoda, Insecta, Diptera, Tephritidae. The transcript is spliced from 7 exons. The record is from RefSeq and is a predicted model, not a curated record. Gene Ontology annotation, molecular function: RNA polymerase II cis-regulatory region sequence-specific DNA binding; DNA-binding transcription factor activity, RNA polymerase II-specific.
AGAAUUUGUAAAAACUAUAUAUUUUUUAUUUAUAUUUUUGUAUAUUCAUCAUAUUUAUGUACGUGUGUGUGGAUGCAAAUAUAUGUAGAAAUGUAUAUAUGCAUGUGCGAUAUCCAUGAGUUUUGAAGGGUAGCUACACAGACUCGAAUGUUUACCCCCUUAUCAAUGAGUGCUAGCUGGUGGAAGAAAGUGGCUCUCAGUCCAGUACAGUUUUCCAAUUGGAAAUUCCACACGCAAGGUAGUGCGAUGUACGACAUGUGUACAUAUGCGUGUGGAUUUGAUAUUUUAUGUCGAAAACAACUUCAACCUCAACCGCGCCACGCAAACGCAUGCAGUGCUGCGCUGUGUCAGCCAAAAAUUGGUGGCGGCAGGAAAACGGCGCACCAAUAAACACACAAGCUUCUGCCUUUGCAGUGUGUGUCCGUGGCCAAGUGAGUGCAUUUGAGUCAUUCACCCUGAAACCCAUGCGCCGUAGAGCUCGCACCAACGCUGACUCGACCGGCGCUGUAAGACCCUGUGCCGCGCUGCGCUGCAAGUGUUCUAGAUAUUGAUUUUUCGUCUGCGCGUGGUUACUUCACUUUUUCGGUGCUCAUAAAUGCGCACAUCCAUACACACACACGCAUCAAUCUACAAAUAAGCAUAAAACGCGUCUAAAUAAAAAUCAGCCAUACGUACACACACACAUACAUAGGUAUACAUACAUAUGUAUACACAUAUUUAAAUUUGUUUUCGGGCGAGUGGGCUAGAUACUUAGCCGUUUGAAUAGCUCUGUGUCAGGCAGUGCGUUGGCGCUGUGGGAGACGCUCUCCACAUGCCCCGUCGGCUGUUCGUUUCUUGCUUGUAAAAAUGUAUGUAUGUAUGUACAUAUGUAAGUUCCGUAUGUUUGUAUUGUAUGGGAGCAUGUUUGAGAUGCUUUUUGUUUACAAUUUUCAAAAAGAAUACCAGGAGCGGCGCACAUGAGCAGUCAAGUCAAAAGCAGCAAGAACAAAGAGACUAACGUUCUCGCAACUGCUAAAUAUUUCAUUUAAAUCGUUUCAAAUGUCUUAAAAUAGAAACUACUGAACAAUUCUUGACGUAAAUUAAAGAAACAGCAUAGAAAAGUAUCACAAGAAAGAAAAAAAUCUAAUAUAAUAGCUCAGUAUUCGGCGCAGACCGCAUUAAUUGGCUGGAAGAGUUUCUGGCAUAGCUUUUGCGCAAUGUGCAUAUUGUAGGUACUGGCCCUGUGUCUGCUUCAAUAUAUGUACUUAUGUAUAUUGCUACAUAAGUGUAGAUCUACGUGUGCCGUGCAAGUUGCAUAAGCCGAUUUUGAUUACUCUCUGACAUGCAUGUAUGUAUGUAUCUGGAUUUGGCUCGUGUCCAGAGAAUAAUUGCUGCAUGCCUCGCUCAUAAGGCACUUGUAACCGCAGCACACAUACACACCGUCAUGUGCAUGUGUGUGUGAUUCUCACCUACCACCGAGCAACGCGUCGCGCAAGCUUAAAGCACAUGUGACACCCAGCGGGAGUGGAUGGAACGGAGCGGUCAGUCGCACGAGUGCCUUAAGGGUGCAGUGCAUGCGCCAUCGCCUUAUGUUGUGAGGGUUGCUAAAAUGGGGUGGGUGGUAGAAUAGAAGUAGUCGGUGGCGGCGCUGCUGCAUUACAAUACCGUUUCAUACCGUACGGAGUGCUCAGCAGCAGAGACAGCAGCCGUGCGAUGAGAGCGCGACCGACUGAGUUCUAUGCUGACGCAUGGCAAUAUUGAUUUUUCCACCUUUUCCAGUCAGUUUUGUGCGCUUGUAUGCGCCGUCGCUCAGUCUGUGGGGUGGUUCGUCGUUGUGUAGAAGUCUUUGAAAUUCGGUUGUCACGCCAGUGCGUUUGCGUUAAAGAUUUGUGUGAAAUGUUAAAACAAUAGUGAAAUGACUUUGUGCGCAGUUCAAAAGCACAUUUAAUAAAUUUGUGAAACGAAAUGCCACUAUUUUUAAAUUCAUAAUCCUCACAAAAUCGAGCAAUUUUGUGGCUGCCAGUGUUCGUUGCUAAAAUAAAAUAGACCGCACCAUCCAGUACGUCCUUGAAGAAAUAAAAUAAACCGCGAUCACUUACUGCGGGUAUGACAUACAAAUGUCACUCCACGUGUAGUCGCUCUGUGAAACAGUGGAAACCUAACCAAAGAUAGGGCCAGGAGCCCAGUAAAUUAAAAUAGCUGUAAAUUAAGUAUAACUGUAAGAAUUUUAAAGUAAUCCAGUAACUGGUUAAGUAAGAAAUCGACAAAAGUAAAGUAUAAAAUGAAUGUGACCACCGUUUCAACCGGUACCAGCACUGGCAGUAUCAACGCUACCCAACAGACGACCAAAACAUACAAAAUCGAAAUGCUCGAUGAUGGUCAACUUAGCAUGGCCUCAGAUGACGACGACGAUGAUUUGAUAAACAGUGAUGAUAGUAUUUACGAUGACGCCGAUCUGGCACAUAUAACGGUGCAAGAUGAUGUGGCCAACCAAUUGGCCGCGGCCGGUCCAGUGGGUGUGGCUGCUGCAGCAGCGAUUGCAUCGUCGAAGAAACGAAAACGCGCACACUCGUUCGAGACGAAUCCAUCGGUGCGUAAACGACAACAAAAUCGUUUAUUGCGGAAACUGCGCGGUAUAAUUUAUGAGUUUACUGGGCGGGUGGGCAAACAGGCCGUGGUGCUGGUGGCUACACCCGGUAAGCCAAAUACCAGUUACAAAGUUUUUGGUGCCAAACCGUUGGAGGAUGUGGUGCGAAACCUGAAGAACAUUGUAAUGGAUGAGUUGGAAAAUGCACUCGCACAGCAAGCGCCGCCGCCACCGCAAGACGAUCCCUCACUUUUUGAGCUACCACCCUUGAUUAUUGAUGGCAUACCAACACCAGUGGAGAAAAUGACACAGGCUCAGCUGCGCGCGUUCAUUCCGCUCAUGCUGAAAUACUCGACUGGUCGCGGCAAGCCUGGCUGGGGACGUGAAUCUACUCGUCCGCCUUGGUGGCCCAAAGAGCUUCCUUGGGCAAAUGUACGCAUGGACGCACGCUCCGAAGAUGACAAGCAGAAGGUGAGAAUCAGCUGGACUCAUGCUCUGCGAAAAAUCGUCAUCAACUGUUACAAAUACCAUGGAAGAGAGGAUUUAUUGCCAACUUUUGCUGACGAUGAAGACAAGAUUGAAAUGCUGGAAGGCGAGGAGGACGAUGAGAUGGAUGAGCACGAACCUACGACAACAUCAACAACUAUACAGACGGUUGCUAAUGCCUCAACAAAUACAACAAACCAAGUGAAUGUCGUAAAGAUCAACAGCGCCGGCACAGUUAUCUCUACGCACACGGCCAACGCUCAAGCACAAGGCAACGCUGUGCCUACGAUUAUCCAAAGCACCAACAACCAACACAUAACAACCACCGCAACGCUUCCAGCCUCGACUAAGAUCGAAAUUUGCACAGCACCGGUACAAACGGCUAGUCAGGCGUCACAGGUACAGCAACAGGCCAAUGCCGCUGCCGCACAGAGUAUUGCAAACGCGCAGGUUUGCAUCGAGCCGCUGACUUUGGGCGAUGUUGAUUAUACCACACAAACGGUGCUAUCGACAAUACAAAAUGCUGACGGCACAGUGUCUCUCAUUCAAGUGGAUCCGAAUAACCCUAUAAUCACUUUACCCGAUGGCACAACGGCGCAGGUGCAAGGUGUAGCCACCCUGCAUCAAGGGGAGGGUGGUGCUACUAUACAGACUGUGCAAAGUUUAGGCGAUGUCAAUGGUCAUGAAAAUAUGACUGUAGACUUGACAGAGGCGACUGUGGCCCAAGAUGGGCAGAUUUAUAUAACUGCUGAAGAUGGACAGGGUUAUCCUGUUUCGGUGAGCAACAUGAUAACAGUACCGGUCUCCGCAUCCAUGUACCAGUCCAUGAUGGCCAACAUACAGCAGAUCCACACGAACGGUGACGGCACAGUGUGCAUCACACCGAUGCAGGUAGAUUCUCGUCCCAAUAGUAGUAAUAGUAGAAGCAACAGCCACAAUACCAACAACAUUACCAACAAUAGUAGAAACCAUUUUCAAUGUUAUACCUUAACAGCAGCACCAGGCGGGCUGGGCGCCCGACUAAUUACAACAGCGCCAACUUCAGCUUUGCCUUCGACAGCGAAUCAAAGCCAAACAAAUUUAGCCAAUAAUAAUGCUACGAAUUGCCAAAUAUUUAAUCAGUGUAAUUUAAGUAAUAAUACAUCUAGUCAAAUUAGCCGCGCCGACCAUAGCCAGCACCAUCAACAGAGGCAACAACAAUUGCAAGCCAUUCCCGGCGCAGCGAAAAUAUUCAUUAACACCGCUAGCUUCGCAACCAUAAACAAUAACAACUCAUUAAACACUAAUAACAACAAUAAGUUCGGGAAUUUAGCCAGUGAUGCUGCGGUAGUGCCGCUGUCGCUGCCAAUUAUGGUGGCCACCGCCGGAGUGCCUACGGCCACCAGCAGUGCAAGUUCUAACGGUUCGACCGGCGCUGAAACGGGAGCUGAGGCAAGUGGUGCGAAUGCAACUACCACAAGAACGACGGGCAAAAGGGGUGCACAUAAAAGGCGCAAACAAACUAUUGGCAAAGCGCCACCCGUUAAACUGGAGAGGUGUGCUGCCGAAACCCUACUUCAGGGCAAUAUAAGUUUUGUAGACGAUGAUGUGGAAGGCCAAGCUAAUGGUUCGCACGUCAAUGAUAAUGUGAUCAAUGAUGAAGACGAUGGUGGUGCUGGUGAUGGUAGAGGCUCAGAGGCAAAUAUAAAUAUGUUAGGAGUAGGCACGCCAGGGAAAAUUAUAAAAACUGAAAACGUAGAAAACUAAAGGAACGCGUAAAAAUUCAUAAUUCAAAUUAUUAUUAUAUAUUUCUAUACACAUACAUAGGUGCUUAUGUAUGUGUACAUAUCUCGUUGAUUUAAAACUUAGCCAAAGUAAUCCACAAUUUACAAUCUCACAACGGUGUUUUUGUUUCUAGUCAACAUACAUACAUAAUUAACAAAUCGCAAACACUGAGUAGAAGCACAUUCAAAUAAUUUUAUGUUUGGGGAGUUGUAAACUCCCACAAUAAUACCCAAUGAUAAAUGGGGAAUGUGUAGUGAACCACCAAGUGCCUUUAAAGAUUUGAACGUAGUGAGAGUUACGCUUUGGAAAUGAAGCUUUACUUGGAAUCAUAUAAGAAAACUCUAGAAACCUUAGUUCGUUUCUAAUUCGUAAAUGUUUGUGAAACAUACUUGCCAUUGUUGUUUAAUUUUAUUUGUUAGUUAUAUUUUUAUUUGCUGCAUAGUUUAAUUCACAUUAAUUAUUUUAUUGUUUGUUUACAUUUAUGCAGUCACUUUUUUCACUUUUUAGCUGUAUUCUAUUAUUAUGCAAUGUAUACACACGCAUAUACACAAAAGCAAAAACAUGUAUAAUAUUUAAGAUUUUUUUGUACAUUUAUUGUAUGAUUUGUAAUUGAUAACCAAAGUUGAUGUAACGAACCCACAUUGAAAUAAGUAAUUAGAAAUGUUCCUAGCUUAAAUAUGUACUAAUAUUAAUUUUAAAUCACGAAUUGAUCGUCAAUGAGCCCACUUGCUAAUGCGAAACAAAACCAAAUAUAAAAUCUUUAGUUGAUUGUUGUAUUUUACAUACUUAUGUACAUAUACAUAAAUAUAUAAAUAUAACAUAUUUUAAAUGUUUUACAGCAUCUCAUAUGUUAGGAAAUAUUAGGCCGAUUAGAUUGGCAACAAUUUCAAAUAGUCAAUGAUGAUAUCGGAGUACAGAUUGUUUUUAAAAUUGUUAUAAAUUAUAAAUUUCGAAAUGACGUGAAUAAGUCGGAUGUCUUGCGGCAGGGUUGCAAAUAAUGCCUUAAAAAUAAUUAAAUUACCAUUUGAGUUCAUAUUUUUUUUAUAAUCCCGAAGCUCAUAAAUAAUCCCAAAAACCUGUUUAAGAAUCAAAUACCGGAUUGAAAAUAAAAAAAUAAGCUCAAGCAUUAAAUUAAAAAUAAAUUGUUUUAGAAUUGACAUUUUUCCGCGCUUGUGUGCUUUAAGUUCUACUAUUUUGAUUAUCUUUUGAAAUGGAAAGCUUUUUUUAGUAAAAUACCAACAUAGUUUACCUCUUUUUUUCUUAUUUAUGUUUAAUUUCUUUUAAUUCAAGCGUUUCAGUUAGAAAUAUUAAUUUUGUUUAUUUCUUUUAAUUAAAGCUUUUCAGCUAGAAAUAUGCAAAUCUUUCCAGUUUUAUCCCUUUUCACUGCAGCUUUUAAUUUAAAAAACAAAAAAUAGUUGUAACUCCAAUUUUUUAAAUGAAAAAUAUUUUUUCCAUUUUUAAUUCAAUAUGGUUGGGAAUUAAAAAUUAAAUUUGGGGUUAAAAAAAUAAAUUUUUAAAAUUAAAAUUUUUAAUUCUAUUUUUAUUUACCUAAUCCAAAUUUUUGAAUAAAAAAAUUUGCAACCCUGCUUGUCGCCUAAUUGCCAUGUAAACGGCCUAGAAUAAGUGCAAUUCUAUAUAUUAAUAUUUAUUUUGUUGCCAUCAUGUGCGACUCUCAAUCCAUGUACGAUUCGAGCACACAUAAUGACACAUUUAUUUAGAAUAGCAAAUUUGUUCGACUUUUUAUUUAAUUUACUUAUGUGUAUUACAUGCGAUUAUUGUUUUGUUUUGAGUAAACUUUUGGAUAUACUUGCAAUGUAGCUAUAAAUACUUUCGGUUGAAUAUUUACACAUACACAUAUCUACAUAUUUAUAUUUAGUUCGACUUGUUUGUAAUUAUUGUAACCAUAUUAUUAUUAUUUUUUUUGAUUUUUGUAAAUAUAUAGUUAAUACCAAUAUAUUUGAUUUGAAGUGUAAA